AUCCGUUGAGCGAAUAGAUGCUCGUGGCCGAGCUGAGCGGGACGCUACUUGUGUGUGGUGGACACCAGAGAACACAGAAGGCACAAGGUGCACGUCUUUGACGGUCAAACGAACCACCAAAUCUCCAUUCUUAGCACCAUUCAGAAACGCCGAGCAUGGCUUCGAAAUGCCCCAAGUGUGACAAGACGGUCUACUUCGCUGAGAAAGUGUCGUCGCUGGGCAAGGACUGGCACAAGCUGUGUCUCAAGUGCGACCGCUGCAACAAGCUCCUCAAUGCCGGUGGACACGCCGAGCAUGACGGAAGGCCCUACUGCCACAAGCCGUGCUACGCUGCCCUCUUUGGGCCAAAAGGUGUGAACAUUGGCGGUGCCGGCUCCUACGUGUACGACACUCCGGCCAACAACAACAACCCAACGACUGAUGUGGACUCAUCGGCCUCCAGAGCGGAGGAGAAGAAGACGUUUGCAGCCAAGCCACCCUCCAAAGCUGGCAGCAUCACCACUUUUUCCGGCGAGGCCAACCUGUGUCCCAGAUGUAACAAGAAGGUAUAUUUUGCCGAGAAGGUGACGUCGCUGGGCAAAGACUGGCAUCGCCCCUGCUUGCGCUGCGAGAGGUGCAGCAAGACUUUGUCCGCUGGCAGCCACGCGGAGCACGACGGCCAGCCUUACUGCCACAAGCCGUGCUACGCCGUGCUCUUCGGGCCCAAAGGCGUCAACACGGGUGGCGUGGGCAGCUACAUCUACGAGCCUGCGCAGUGAUACCCCCUCUUCCUCCUCCUGCACCCCCUCCAUCCUCCUCCUCAGCGUUCCUUUUAAUGUAGACGUUCUCCUGCAGCCUUCUCCUCGGCGGCCAUCUUGAUCCACGUCUUCUCCUCCUCACUUCACCUAUUUAAUUGUCAUCCUAGCAGGCACAAUUUGAGGCGUUUACAAAAUAUUCGAAAAAUAAAAAAAAAAAAGUUCCUAACUGAGCAGCAUAGGUUUCCUCGGUGUGCUCAUGUGCUCCUCUAGUGGCCAACAUGUGUAAGUGCAAACCACUCACUGCUUGACGUGUUCAUCAUAAAUGUUCUUGACAUGUAACAAAGUGUACACGGACACUUUAAACACUUUGACUGCCUGCUUGACGAUAUAAAAACGAGGAUUGUUGACAUGUAAUUUGCGUGCAAGGACUCUUCCAGGUGCACUGGUGGGUUUUUUUUGUUUGUUUUUUAAAAAAGUCGGAGCGUGUUUUAUGUCCCAAAAUCCGGAGAGUAUUUCCAUGUUGUGUGUUCUAAAAUAACUGCAAGGUUAUUUAUUAUUCCUGUCAUUUCAACACCUUGAAAAUAAGCUGUUACAUGCAUUUUUCUCUGGUUAAGGAUUAGUAGUUGUAAUAAUCCUGCUGUUGUUCCGACAAAGUGUUGCGUUAGCUUAGCUGCUAGAGACACUGCCUAACGACUGUUACUGUAUUUUGUUUAUUAUCUGUUGGUGCAUCUUAGGACACGUUGGCUGUUGUACGACGGGAACACUUUUAUUAUUAUUAUUGUUGAUAAUAUUCAUUUGAAUCUGUUUCUGUUCUCAACCGGUUGUGGUCUCUUGUACAUACAAUAAAUCAACACUACAAGUGGU
This is a messenger RNA of Dunckerocampus dactyliophorus (ringed pipefish), 1601 nucleotides long. It is a transcript of the gene crip2, whose product is annotated as cysteine-rich protein 2. The record is from RefSeq and is a predicted model, not a curated record. The transcript has 8 exons. Bases 156 to 758 code for a protein of 200 amino acids. NCBI's taxonomy places the organism in Eukaryota, Metazoa, Chordata, Actinopteri, Syngnathiformes, Syngnathidae.